Molecule: messenger RNA, 981 nt
Organism: Peniophora sp. CBMAI 1063
Lineage: Eukaryota; Fungi; Basidiomycota; Agaricomycetes; Russulales; Peniophoraceae
Source: the annotation of a GenBank genome assembly
AUGGCCAGUCCAGUCGUCCUUCCACCGAAGCCGCCAUCUAUGGCGACCGCCGUCACGCCAGUACCAGGAUCGGCCCAAGUGCCUGCCUCCCAAGCAGCCACGCCGCCCGCAUUCGAGUUUACACGCCGUAAACGUUGGGCGGACCUCCUGAUUAACGAACUUUCAGAGGGCAUCAUCUUCGCUUUAAGCAGUACCGGAAAGGUUCUGUUCUGUUCACACUCUUCUUUCGAGCUUCUUGGCUGGCGCGACGAAGAGCUCGUCGAUCACAACGUCUCUGAGAUAAUGCACCACGCUGAUCGGGAUACUUUUGGCUCAAGUCUUUCUGAUUGCUGCUACAGUGGGGGCUCGUUACAAACGUUCGCGCGCCUGAGCUGCAAGCCGGAUCAGCUGCCUGGUCCUCCUGGACUUGUACCCCCUGCGCCACCUCCGCCAUUCGUACUCUUGGAGUUUGUGGGACGUCCGCACUUCGUCCCUGGAGAGCAGACGGCACGGUGUGUCUUUGCUGUCGCUAAACCUACGCCGAAUCGGAACACCGCCAUGCUCAAUACCUUUUUGGAGCUUAAGAUUGAAAACGCUCGAUUGCAAGCGCGCGUCCAAACCUUGAAGUCUCAGGGUCCGCUCGUAGGAGACGGCGCGGGCGCGAACGUGGAGCGAGCUCUGCAAUCGGCAGUCGACAGCCGCGAUCCUACGGCAUUCUACACUGCUCUCGGUGCUGUUGGAUCAGCGCACGCGCCGUCCUACUUGCAUUCUGGGCAAAGUGACGAUGCUGACGGUGCGCCACAUAAAAGGCGCAAGGUCAUCGAGCCGCACGUUUGUACUACUUGCGGUCGCACGGACAGUCCAGAGUGGCGCAAGGGUCCGCGCGGACCGAAGACUCUCUGCAAUGCAUGCGGCCUUCGCUGGGCGAAGAAGGUGCGCAAGUUCGAGGAGAGUGGCGGCGAGGGUGUCGCCGAACCCCUCGAUGACGUCGUCCCACCUUAG